Lutzomyia longipalpis is the source of this 852-nucleotide messenger RNA. RefSeq names its product protein CWC15 homolog (gene c12.1). Gene Ontology annotation, biological process: mRNA cis splicing, via spliceosome. Gene Ontology annotation, molecular function: RNA binding. Gene Ontology annotation, cellular component: catalytic step 2 spliceosome. Bases 87 to 776 code for a protein of 229 amino acids. Lineage: Eukaryota; Metazoa; Arthropoda; Insecta; Diptera; Psychodidae. The transcript has 2 exons. The record is from RefSeq and is a predicted model, not a curated record.
AUUUCGACAUUUGACGUAAAUGUCAAAAUAUAAAUCGCAAUAGUUUGUUUUUCUUGGGAAUUUUUGUGAGUUUUUUUGCAUAAAAAAUGACUACAGCUGCUCGUCCAACAUUUGAUCCAGCCCGUGGGGGCUCAGGGAGGGGUGAGAAAGACUUGAGUGCUCUGUCCAAGCAAUAUUCCAGCCGAGAUCUCCCCGGACAUACAAAGCUAAAAUAUAGAGAGCAGGGCCAGAGUACAAGCGACGAGCUUAGGAACCGUGACUUCCGGAAAGAGCUCGAGGAUCGUGAACGCGAGAGUGGGGUAAAAAGCAAGGCCACAACCAUUCCCAUUCCCGCUGUGGUGCGUCGUGCCAUUGAGCAGAACGCUUCAGCGAGCAAGAGACCAAAAUUGGAUCAAAUUCCAGCUGCCAAUCUCGAUGCAGACGAUCCCGUUGAUGGCGAUUCAUCGGAUUCCGAUGAUUCAGACGAUGACACAGCUGCCCUCCUUGCGGAGCUGAAUAAGAUCAAGCGUGAACGGGCACAGGAUACAAAUCGUCGGGAGACACUGCGCAAGCAGGAAGAGGAACGAAUCAGAAUGGAGAAUAUCCUCUCGGGAAAUCCCCUGCUGAACUACAGUGCAGCCCCGCGUGGGGAUCUCAAGGUGAAGAGACGAUGGGACGAUGACGUAGUGUUCAAGAAUUGCGCCAGAUACGAACCAAGCAAACGAGCACCGGCAUUCAUCAAUGAUUCCUUACGUUCGGAAUUUCACAAGAAAUUUAUGGAUAAGUACAUUAAGUAGAUUAUAAUAAGCAUAACAAUAUAAGAUCGCGCAAUGACUCCUCCAUAUAUCAGAAUAAAUUUUGCUGGUAAAUUUA